Molecule: messenger RNA, 3374 nt
Organism: Scophthalmus maximus (turbot)
Lineage: Eukaryota; Metazoa; Chordata; Actinopteri; Pleuronectiformes; Scophthalmidae
Gene: glud1a
Product: glutamate dehydrogenase 1a
Exons: 13
Coding region: 146-1765 (539 amino acids)
Biological process (GO): L-glutamate catabolic process
Cellular component (GO): mitochondrion
Molecular function (GO): L-glutamate dehydrogenase (NAD+) activity
Source: RefSeq, a predicted model, not a curated record
GGUGUAGUUCAACAGGAAGGGGGCGGCGGGAAGGAGGAGCCGCGGCUGCGGGACAACUCUGAGUUCGCCCGGCUCCAUUUCCUUGUCUCGCCGCUCACGCACCUCACCGGGACCGCAGACCUCCAGCGAACCUCCUGGAAACAGAAUGUUCCGGUACUUCGGAGCGCGACUCACCCGGGGAGCGGGCAGCGUCCUGGCGGCCGACUCGGCUCUGCCGGCGUCCGCGUCCCUGCUGCGGCACCGCGGCUACAGCCAGGCCGUGGACCGCGACGACGACCCCAACUUCUUCACCAUGGUGGAGGGCUUCUUCGACCGCGGAGCCGCGAUCGUGGAGGACAAGCUGGUGCAGGACCUGAAGACCCGCGACAGCCCCGAGCAGAAGAUGAAGACGGUCCGCGGGAUCCUGCGGAUCAUCAAGCCGUGUAACCACGUCCUGAGCGUCAGCUUCCCCAUCAAGAGAGACGGCGGCGAGUGGGAGGUGAUCGAGGGCUACCGGGCUCAGCACAGCCAGCACCGGACGCCCUGCAAGGGAGGUAUUCGUUACAGUACAGACGUGUCUGUGGACGAGGUGAAAGCUCUGGCCUCGCUGAUGACCUACAAGUGUGCUGUGGUCGAUGUGCCGUUCGGUGGAGCCAAAGCCGGAGUGAAGAUCAACCCAAAGAAUUAUUCUGACAAUGAGCUGGAGAAGAUCACCAGGAGGUUCACUGUCGAACUCGCCAAGAAAGGUUUCAUCGGACCGGGCAUCGACGUUCCUGCUCCCGACAUGAGCACCGGCGAGAGGGAGAUGUCCUGGAUUGCCGACACUUUCGCCACCACCAUGGGACACUACGACAUCAACGCCUACGCCUGCGUCACGGGGAAGCCAAUCAGCCAGGGAGGAAUCCACGGACGCAUCUCCGCCACCGGCCGAGGAGUCUUCCACGGCAUCGAGAACUUCAUCAAUGAGGCGGCCUACAUGAGCCAGCUGGGGAUGUGUCCCGGCUUCCAGGACAAGACCUUCGUCAUCCAGGGGUUUGGUAAUGUGGGGCUUCACUCCAUGCGUUACCUUCACCGCUUCGGAGCCAAAUGUGUCGGAGUCGCAGAGAUGGACGGAAGUAUCUGGAACGCCAACGGCAUCGACCCCAAAGAGCUGGAAGACUACAAACUGGCCAAUGGGACGAUCGUAGGUUUCCCCGGCUCGACCCCGUACGAAGGAAACCUGCUGGAGGCCGAGUGCGACAUCCUGAUCCCUGCUGCCGGAGAGAAGCAGCUGACCAAGAGCAACGCUCACAAGAUCAAAGCCAAGAUCGUAGCAGAGGGAGCCAACGGUCCGACCACGCCCGAGGCCGACCGCAUCUUCCUGGAGAGGAACAUCAUGGUGAUCCCGGACAUGUACCUGAACGCCGGCGGUGUGACCGUCUCGUACUUCGAGUGGUUGAAGAAUCUGAAUCACGUCAGUUACGGUCGACUCACCUUCAAAUAUGAGAGAGACUCCAACUACCACCUGCUGAUGUCGGUUCAGGAAAGUUUAGAGAGGAAGUUUGGAAAACAUGGUGGAGCCAUUCCCAUCGUCCCCACCUCCGAGUUCCAGGAGAGGAUUUCUGGAGCAUCUGAGAAGGACAUCGUUCACUCAGGUCUGGCCUACACCAUGGAGCGUUCUGCCAGGCAAAUCAUGCAGACAGCCAACAAGUACAACCUUGGUUUGGACCUGCGGACGGCGGCAUAUGUCAACGCCAUCGAGAAGGUCUUCCACGUUUACAGGGAGGCGGGCCUCACCUUCACAUAAACACACCUCCAUCCACCGCCACGUCUGUCUGUUACACGUCUGUCUGUCUGUCUGUCUGUCUUCAAUCAGCUCUGCAGGGUUUUCCUUUGGAACAGAAGAAACUGAAUCUGUUUCUCUGUGAUCUUUAGAACCGACCACAUGAACCUCGAGUCGACGGCUUUAAAAUGGGCGAAUCCCUGCUAGCUGCUUUCUGCACGUAUCAACCCAAAGAUAUAGAUUAUAUAAAUACAGAUGCCUUAGUACCACAGAGAGAAACCUGACACCACUUGCCUGAAACACAUUAUGUGGCCAAAAGUAUGUGGAUGCCCUCAUUUACUAAACGAUCAUAAGACCAAUGUUUGUUAUCAGAUUAUGAAAUUAUUAAAGAAUCACUUGUGAUUUACUGGAUCAUUUUUAAAUCAAGCGACGUGAAUCUUUGGUCUGAGGUUUGAACAGGCUGAUUAAUCAACUGAAGAUUGUGUUAAAAUGAUCGUCGUUUGAUAAACGGAGACGUGAUGCGAUGGUGAUUAUUCUCCCAUAAUUAUUGAUUAUUUGUCUUGAUGAAUCAUUUAGAGUGUCACUGUUUUCACGACGUGUUUGAAACAUGUUCACAUUUGAGCGAUCAAACUUAUUGAUUGAUCUUAUGACCUGAAACAAAGUGACGGUAACGUGUGAUCCCUUGUCAAAGUUUACGAGUUUAUCAUAAAACAAAAGAUUAUUAGUUUGGAAAUUUUUAGAACAAUUCUGUUCUUGAUCUGCUGUAAAGUGUGUACCAGUUGUCCAAAGACUUUUGGCCACGUGGUGUGUAGACUGUGUUUGUGUUGAUGCGACGCUCUCGUGCCUCGUCGUUACUUUAUUAAAGGACCAUUCCGGUGUUCUUCAUGGUUUCAGCUUCUUCUGAAUCAUCCAUCAGCGUGAAAACACUUAAUAAUAAACAUCUGUUGUUAAACAUCUGUCACGUGAACAUGAACGUGUCAGAGAAAUAUUCAUACAUGUUGAAAACAUCUGGAAUGAUCCUUUUGCUGAAACUCCUCCCAUAAUAAUAAUAAUCCAUGUGAUUAAGAUGACUAUGUUCUGCCUGUUACAAGACCUGCCCCCUGUUACCACGGAGACUAAUGAAACGUCACAUGACAGAUUUAAAAAAACUGACGAGUUCAGAGCGGUUUUUUUUUACUCAUCGUUUCGUUUGUUCCACGCAGAAAAAAACUCCUGAACAUUUUUCCUUAAACCUGGAACAAAGACUCUGGACAAAGGGGGCGGAGCCAGGAAUCUCACAAUGUGACAGAAAGCGAUGAAAUAUUCCUGGCUCCGCCCCCUUUGUUCCAUCCUUCUACCAGUUUCCUUGAACGUGUUCCUCCACCCCGCGACAGACGCAGCUCAGACACUUUGAUCAACUAUGCAAAACUCCCUGUUGACUGAGUACGGGUCCCUGCGAGGGACAAACACUCCAGUCGACAGACGCACAAACUCAAGACGUUUAGCGUCGUACGUCUGCAGAGAGUCUGAGCUGAGCUCUGAGCUGCUGCGACUUCAGAGGAGAAACCAGCUGAAAGUAACUUUGUGUUCUGACGUUUGGCUCCCGUGUUUUUAUGCCUUUUUGUUAAAAUGAAAUAAACCAGAAAGGAAAUCA